CGCCGGCCCGUGCGUUCAGGUACGUUCACCUUCGGAGAACGAUUGCUGAUGCACACAACACCCAACACUCCUCAAGCAUCUCCCAUACCAACUUGCACAUCUUUUCGCUUCCUCCACGCGCUGCUUCGUCGUCGCUAGACCUUCAGCCAGGAGGUUGUUCUUACCCUCGCUCACUCAAGACACCGGAGGCGCCACAGUCUCGAGUGAGAUCACACGAGCAACAAUCUUCGCCUCAUCCAUCAUCCACCCCUACACAUCAACACAACCAUCAAGAUGUCUGCAGAGCCAGACCAUACCGCCGACAAGAAGAAGGUGAAGCUCGAGCAUGACCCGAGCGGUGCCGAAAGGCGCGAGCCUCAUGAAGAGGAGACCGCCACCGCCAUCCUGAGAAAGAAGAAGAAGCCGAAUAGCUUGAUCGUCACUGACGCCACUACGGAUGACAACUCCAUCAUCGCCCUCUCCAACAACACGAUGGAGACGCUGCAGCUAUUCCGCGGCGAUACCGUGCUAGUCAAGGGCAAGAAGCGGAAGGAUACCGUGCUCAUCGUGCUUGCUGAUGACGAUCUCGAGGACGGGUCAGCACGCAUGAACCGUGUAGUGAGGCACAACCUGCGCGUGAAGCUGGGCGACGUGGUCACGGUCAACCCUUGUCCGGACAUCAAGUACGCCAAGCGCAUUGCGGUGCUGCCUAUGGCCGACACCAUCGAAGGUCUCACCGGCUCACUCUUCGACGUUUUCCUUGCUCCCUACUUCCGCGAGGCGUACCGUCCGUUGAGGCAAGGCGACCUGUUCACAUGCAGAGCUGCGAUGAGAACAGUGGAGUUCAAAGUCGUCGAGAUCGACCCGCCGGAGUAUGGCAUCGUCGCGCAGGAUACUGUCAUCCACUGCGAAGGCGACCCAAUCCAGCGCGAGGACGAAGAGGGUAAUCUCAACGAAGUCGGCUACGACGACAUCGGUGGCUGCAGGAAGCAAAUGGCGCAGGUCCGUGAGCUGGUAGAGCUGCCACUCAGGCAUCCGCAACUCUUCAAGUCCAUCGGUAUCAAGCCACCGCGCGGUAUCCUCAUGUUCGGUCCUCCGGGUACCGGCAAAACUCUCAUGGCCCGUGCCGUCGCCAACGAGACCGGUGCGUUCUUCUUCCUUAUCAACGGACCGGAGAUCAUGUCGAAGAUGGCUGGUGAGUCUGAGAGCAAUCUGAGGAAAGCGUUCGAAGAGGCGGAGAAGAACAGCCCGGCUAUCAUCUUCAUCGACGAGAUCGACUCGAUAGCGCCAAAGCGUGACAAGACCAACGGCGAGGUUGAGCGUCGUGUCGUGUCGCAGCUCCUCACCCUCAUGGACGGCAUGAAGGCGCGCGCAAACGUCGUGGUCAUGGCCGCCACCAACCGUCCGAACUCCAUCGAUCCGGCCCUGCGUCGCUUCGGCCGCUUCGACCGUGAAGUGGACAUCGGCAUCCCGGACCCGACUGGCCGUCUCGAGAUUCUCCAGAUCCAUACCAAGAACAUGAAACUUGGCGACGAUGUUGACCUUGAGCAAAUCGCUUCUGAGACUCACGGCUACGUCGGUUCCGAUAUCGCGUCGCUGUGUUCCGAAGCCGCCAUGCAGCAGAUUCGUGAGAAGAUGGAUCUUAUCGACCUGGACGAGGACACGAUCGAUGCUGAGGUGCUUGACAGCCUUGGUGUCACGCAGGAGAACUUCCGCUUCGCCCUGGGCGUUUCCAACCCAUCUGCGCUACGCGAGGUUGCGGUUGUGGAGGUGCCGAACGUUCGGUGGGAGGACAUUGGUGGCCUGGAAGACGUGAAGCGCGAGCUCAUCGAGUCCGUGCAAUACCCGGUCGACCACCCGGAGAAGUUCCUCAAGUUCGGUCUAAGCCCGUCUCGUGGUGUGCUCUUCUACGGCCCACCAGGUACGGGUAAGACAUUGCUCGCCAAGGCGGUGGCAAACGAGUGCGCUGCCAACUUCAUCUCCGUCAAGGGUCCUGAGCUGCUUUCCAUGUGGUUCGGUGAGUCUGAGAGCAAUAUCCGCGACAUCUUCGACAAGGCGCGUGCGGCUGCUCCUUGUGUGGUCUUCCUCGACGAGUUGGACUCCAUCGCCAAGUCUCGUGGCGGCUCUGUUGGUGACGCUGGCGGUGCCUCUGAUCGUGUCGUCAACCAACUUUUGACGGAAAUGGAUGGCAUGACCAGCAAGAAGAACGUCUUCGUCAUCGGCGCCACCAACCGUCCGGAGCAGCUCGAUAAUGCACUCUGCCGUCCAGGUCGUCUGGACACUCUCGUCUACGUCCCUCUCCCCGACCAAGCCGGCCGCGAGGGCAUCCUCAAGGCGCAGCUCCGCAAGACUCCCGUCGCUCCAGAUGUCGACCUCGCCUACAUCGCCAGCAAGACGCACGGCUUCUCCGGUGCGGAUCUGGGCUUCAUCACCCAGCGUGCUGUCAAGCUCGCCAUUAAGGAGAGCAUCGGCAUCGCCAUUGAGAAGGAGAAGCAGCGCGAGGCUGCCGCCGGCGACGACACCAAGAUGGAUGAGGAUGUCGAUGAGGAGGAUCCAGUGCCGGAGUUGACGAAGAGGCAUUUUGAGGAGGCGAUGAGCAUGGCUCGUCGCUCCGUCACCGACACGGAGAUCAGGCGGUACGAGGCAUUUGCGCAGAGCAUGAAGAACUCGGCCGGUGGUAGCGCUUUCUUCCGCUUCCCGGAGGGCGGGGAGAACGGUGCUGGUCAGCAGGAGCAGAAUGGGAAUGGUGCCGGCGAGGAGGAUCUCUACGACUAGGAAUCUAACGCACAGAAGAGACUAGCCCAUUUUGCGCUGGGGCGACGGUAGGUAUACACGGUCACUGGACCGAGUACGAGCAUACGGGAGGUAGCAAGAACGGUUUCGGCGUCCGCUGCGGUGCAAUAGAUUGUGUUUCCGAUAACUUGUCGCCGCCGCUUAAGCGAUGCACGGUGGGCUAGUAAUGUACCAUCACACU
Baudoinia panamericana UAMH 10762 is the source of this 2953-nucleotide messenger RNA. RefSeq lists its product as uncharacterized. Gene Ontology annotation, molecular function: ATP hydrolysis activity; ATP binding; polyubiquitin modification-dependent protein binding. Bases 274 to 2754 code for a protein of 826 amino acids. Lineage: Eukaryota; Fungi; Ascomycota; Dothideomycetes; Mycosphaerellales; Teratosphaeriaceae. Gene Ontology annotation, biological process: mitotic spindle disassembly; retrograde protein transport, ER to cytosol; autophagosome maturation. The record is from RefSeq and is a predicted model, not a curated record. Gene Ontology annotation, cellular component: cytosol; nucleus; VCP-NPL4-UFD1 AAA ATPase complex. The transcript is spliced from 2 exons.